GGCAACUACACUCCAACAAGUGGCCAAGGAGAGCGUUGUGCAGAAAGAAAGAGAGGACAGCUCAAGCAAGCAUAGAAAUAAGAGAGAGCAAGAGCAGAAGCAAGAGCAGAAGCAAGAACAAAUAGCCAAAAACAAGUUUGAAGACUCCGGAAGGACUGAACGCGAGCAAGCCGAGAUUGGCUGAGGGCAAGUGAACCAAGAUGAAGCAGUCUUGCGAUACCAACCUACUCAGUCCAUGCUCAUCACACAAGCUGUGUGUCGCAGAGCUGUUCUUCUUCGAGGAGCUCAGCAGGACUUGUGGAGUCGACGUGGCUUCUUCGUGGUUAAAAUCCGUCUCGAUUUCACCAACUCGAUCGCAAACGUCUUCCGUUGAACCAGGCAGCUCACCAGUUUCGCCAAGGCAGAGACCAAGCUCGGUUGAGCUACAAAAGGCAGCAAAGGGGACCAGAAACAAGAAAGGCUUGUCCUUGAACUGCGUGCCGACAGCCAUUAGCCUACCAACCACACCUAAGUCGUUUUUUGAUUCUAUGGAGCCUACUGACUGUCUGCUUCAAGCGAUACUCAAAAAGAAGGAAAUGCAGAAGUUUCAGACCAAGCUCGGAUCAAAAGCUGGAUUACUUUACACGUCAGAGGCCAAUUUGGUUCUGGACGAUGCAAUCGAAUGUUGAAAGAGUGUGCAAAUUUCAUAGUAGGAAACAUGUAUCAUAGGCUGCAAGUCAAUCGGGCAUUGAAUUUUUGUUCAAAGAUAAUGAAUCCGUUCAAAAAUC
This is a messenger RNA of Guillardia theta CCMP2712, 767 nucleotides long. RefSeq lists its product as hypothetical. The record is from RefSeq and is a predicted model, not a curated record. The transcript has a single exon. Bases 201 to 668 code for a protein of 155 amino acids. Lineage: Eukaryota; Cryptophyceae; Pyrenomonadales; Geminigeraceae.